Messenger RNA from Arxiozyma heterogenica, 612 nucleotides. RefSeq names its product signal recognition particle subunit SRP21 (gene SRP21). Bases 1 to 612 code for a protein of 203 amino acids. Lineage: Eukaryota; Fungi; Ascomycota; Saccharomycetes; Saccharomycetales; Saccharomycetaceae. The record is from RefSeq and is a predicted model, not a curated record. The transcript has a single exon.
AUGACUACAAAACCAAUUGACACCUUUAUAUUGAAUAGUGUAAGUCUUUUUAACGUCAAUCCAUCACACAGUAUCAUUUCGAUCACAUAUCAACCUCCAGCUAUACCAAAUGAUUCAAAUGGUUCUCAAGUUUCUGGAUCUAAACUUCCUAGAUCUAAGAGAUUCGGUAAAGUUACAUUCAAAACGUCUAAUCAUCAUCUUUCAUCGAAUUAUAAAUUCAUAACCAAUAAAAAUAAAGAUGUUUCAAGACUAUUAAAUGCAAUUGGUUCAAAUGGAGUGUCCAUUAAACCUCAACAUAUAUUGAAGAAAAGAAUUAAUCAAAAGAGACAUAAAUCCUCGUCAUCGAAGGAUAAGAAAAAAAUAUCUAAUUAUUCUAUUACUGGGCUAGCUACUUUAUUGGCCAAUAAUAAAAUACCUAAAUAUGAUUCCUCUAUAAUAAAUAACAACAAAAAUAAUAAUAAGUCUAUUAAUAACAACGACUCCACUGUAUCAAAGAAAAAAAUAAAAAUAAAAAUAAAAAUAAAAAUAAGAACAAAAAUAAGAAAAAACAUUAAUUCAUUGCAUUUCCAUAUCCUAAUCUCUUGUAUUUCUAUAUCUUCCUAUAUAAAUUGA